Neopelma chrysocephalum (saffron-crested tyrant-manakin) is the source of this 902-nucleotide messenger RNA. RefSeq names its product fatty acyl-CoA hydrolase precursor, medium chain-like. The record is from RefSeq and is a predicted model, not a curated record. NCBI's taxonomy places the organism in Eukaryota, Metazoa, Chordata, Aves, Passeriformes, Pipridae. The transcript is spliced from 6 exons. The coding region runs from base 57 to 887 and encodes 276 amino acids.
CUCGUCCCGCUCCGGGGAUAAAAGGCCGCUCUCGGGGAGCUGGGACCGCCCGCACCAUGGCAGCGGGGAGGGACGCGGCGCUGCUCGCCUGGAUCGGCGCCCUCGGGGUGGCGGCGCUGCUGGCAACAGGACAAAAAGCAGAGCAACCAGAAGUGGAGACCAAAUAUGGGAGAGUCCGAGGGUUCCAAUUCAAAGUAGACUCAGCUGAGAGGAGUGUAAAUGUCUUUUUGGGACUUCCUUUUGCUAAACCUCCCCUUGGAUCCCUGAGGUUUUCUGAGCCCCAGCCCCCUGAGCCAUGGAAAGGGGUCAGAGACGCCACUUCCUACCCACCAAUGUGUGUGCAGGAUCCAGUCGAAGGACAACAUUUUUCAGACAUGAUUACUAAUAGAAAGGAGAAGGUUCCUCUUCAGGUGUCAGAAGAUUGCUUGUACCUAAAUGUGUACACACCCGUUUCUGCAGGAGAACAGCAGAAGUUGCCUGUCCUUGUAUGGAUACAUGGAGGUGGAUUAAUUCUUGAAGCAGCUUCACCAUAUGAUGGUUCAGCAUUAGCAGCCUUUGAAAAUGUGGUGGUUGUAGCAAUUCAGUACAGAUUAGGUGUUCUUGGAUAUUUUAGCACUGGUGAUGAACAUGCCCGAGGGAACUGGGGAUAUUUAGAUCAGGUAGCAGCUCUCCAGUGGGUUCAGGAAAACAUCAUCCAUUUUGGAGGAGAUCCAGGAUCUGUCACUAUCACUGGAGAAUCUGCAGGAGGAAUCAGUGUUUCUGCUCUUGUCCUGUCUCCCCUGGCAAAGGGCUUGUUCCACAGGGCCAUUUCAGAGAGUGGUACUGCCCUCCUGGGUUUGUUCACUGACCAGCCUAAGGAGGAAGCACAAGUGGGUACUUUGUGGUAAUUUUAAUUCUUUUUU